CAAAAUUGGAAAAAACCCUCAUAAUAAUAUUCCAUAUCCUAACUUGCCUUAUUAAACAAUUCAAACUAUCUAACACACUUGGCUACAAUCAACCUCUUGAAUCUUCUCCAAACUCAACUUUUCUUUGUUAGGUAUUCUAUAAUUCUUGAUUGACUAAAAAACCACUACUCUCUUGCUUAUUUAUAUUGAACACAUGCAUGCUAAAUUGUAGAUAAAAAAGGGGCUCUUGAUCAUGUUUUGAUAUUGUAGAAAGAAAAUGGUAAAUAUGGAAAAUUUGAAGGUGGGAUUUCUUGUUUUGUUUGUGGGAAUUGGAAUUGGUAGCUAUUUAGGUUAUGCAGAAAUUUCUGAAGAUGCUAUGAAAAAGAUUGAUCUUGUGAAUGAAAAAGGGCAAUGCUUAGGAAUUGUAGUGCCAAAUGCCUUUGAAAUGAAUCCUCUUCUCCAGUCUCCAAAAUUUGUGGCUGAUGAUCAUCUUCCCUACUUAGAUUUUUCAGGGAGAAGAUUUAGGACAGGCAAGCUGGAAAAUGUCAAUGUUAUAAUUGUCAUGACUGGACUAAGUAUGCUAAAUGCAGGUGUGACCACACAAUUACUGUUGAGUCUAUUCAAGAUAAAUGGUGUUGUUCAUUAUGGAAUUGCAGGAAAUGCAAAUCCUUCUCUCCAAAUUGGAGAUGUUACUAUUCCUCAAUUCUGGGCUCACACUGGCCUUUGGAAUUGGCAGAGGUACGGAGACGGGCCUGACGAUGAGCUUUCAUUAGAAUCAAAUGGAGAUUACACCAGGAAACUGGGGUUUCUUGAUUUUUCUGAUUACAAUAACAAGACUGGAAAUCAAUCAGAUGAUAAUCUUUUAAACAAAGUUUGGUUCCAACCUGAGGAGAUCUUUCCUGUAAAUGGAGUUCCUGAAGUCAGACAGCGCGCCUUCUGGGUUCCUGUUGACCCACGCUACUUCAAAAUUGCAGGGGAACUACAGAAUCUGAAGCUAGAAGGAUGCGUAAACUCAACAUGCUUGCCGAGAACACCUAUAGUGACAAGAGUUAAACAGGGAGUGAGUGCGAAUGUUUUCGUGGACAACAGAGCUUACCGUGAAUUUCUGAAUGAUAAAUUCAACGCAACUCCGAUUGACAUGGAGAGUGCGGCGGUGGCUCUGAUCUGCCACCAGCAGCGGAUGCCUUUUAUUGUAAUUAGGGCUUUGUCUGAUUUAGCAGGCGGUGGUUCUGCCGUUUCAAAUGAAGCUGGUGUUUUUGCUUCUUUGGCUGCUCAAAAUGCUGUUGUUGCUUUAGCUAAAUUUGUUUCCUUGUUGUUUGGUUAAUCUUGUAAUUUAUGAUAAGUUGAUGGAUUUUAGUGUUCGUCUGUAGUCUUGAAAAUAAUAUAAACAAUUUCAUUUUUUUAUUAAAAGAUUUAGUUCUUAAUUAA
Mercurialis annua (annual mercury) is the source of this 1407-nucleotide messenger RNA. Its product is annotated as bark storage protein A. NCBI's taxonomy places the organism in Eukaryota, Viridiplantae, Streptophyta, Magnoliopsida, Malpighiales, Euphorbiaceae. Gene Ontology annotation, biological process: nucleoside metabolic process. The record is from RefSeq and is a predicted model, not a curated record. The transcript has 5 exons. Bases 257 to 1303 code for a protein of 348 amino acids. Gene Ontology annotation, molecular function: catalytic activity.